UGACGAGAUUCUGCUUCCAAAACCACAAGGUUGGAAUCAUACAGCGUGAAAACCAUAUCGAUAAAAAUAACGAUAAACAAGGUCCGCGCAAUUAGUUGGAUCCAACGAAGAAAAUGGGGCGACGUGCGGAUGUAUCAAACGAAAAUAGGAAAAAAAUAGUGAGGUCCUACCUGGACCGGACCAGUAUAGGACAAAUUGCGAGGGACAUGAAUAUCCACAAAAGUACGGUGUCCUGCAUAGUAACAAAAUAUUUAAAGACCGGAUCGUAUUGUAAAGAACGACGGCAACGAAAUACACCAAAGAAAUUAAACGAUAAACAGAUAGAGGCCAUCCGAAUGUGGGUCGAGCAAGAUUUGUACAUCUCUUUGCAAGCCAUUGCCAAUCGGUGUUUGAGGGAAUUUGGAGUGGAAGUAAGCAAAACCACCGUGGACAAAUAUCUCAAAACUGUCUGUAGGAAUAGUCAAACCGCAGCUGCAAAAGCAGUCAUGACGAGCGCGGAUAAUGCCAUGAGCAUCAACCAAGAAAAGCAAGAGGCUGCAUCGACCAGCACUUUGACGAUAGGAACGCACGAUGGAAUCUUCCACUGCGAUGAAGUGUUGGCCUGUUUUAUGCUGCAACAGCUACCGCAAUAUGCAACGGCACAGAUCGUUCGAACCCGGGACCAGAAGUUGCUGGACCAAUGCGACAUCGUUGUGGACGUGGGCGGAACGUUUGACCGGGACCGGCACCGAUACGAUCACCAUCAGGCAUCCUUCAACGAAACUUUCCGUUCUCUGCGACCGGAGCUGGGCAGUCGGUGGGACAUUCGGCUCAGUUCGGCUGGCCUGGUGUAUACCUUCUUCGGAGAGGAAGUGCUUAAGGCGAUCCUGGAGCAGAAACUACCGUCCGCAGUUAAUCCGGAAUGUUUACGUGCCGUGUACCGGAAGAUUUACGAUGGUUUGAUCAGCGAAAUAGAUGCAAUCGAUAACGGGGUGCCAAUGUUUGAGGGCGGUGAGCCACGUUACAACAUCUCGACACAUCUUAGCGCCCGUGUCGGUUCGUUCAAUGCUGCCUGGAAUGAGCCACAACCGGCGCCAAACAGUUUGGAACGAUUUGAAAAGGCAAAAGCAUACGUUGGCAAAGAGUUCGUCGAUAAAAUUAUGUAUUAUGCUGAGAGCUGGUGGCCAGCCCGUGAUUUGGUCACCCGGGCACUGGCUAAUCGAAAAUCAGUGCACGAGUCAGGAGAAAUUUUGGAGCUAGAGCAGUUUUGUCCCUGGAAGGAGCAUCUGUACCAGCUGGAAGAGGAGCAGAAUCUUCCGGGGGUAGCUAAGUACGUGAUUUACUUCAACCGCGAAAACGAUUGGAGGGUCAUAUGCGUACCCAACCAGCCGUCCAGCUUUGUUUGUCGUAAGUUUCUGGCCAAACCAUGGCGUGGAAUAAGGGAUGAAGCGUUGGAGCAGCUGUCCGGAAUACCUGGGGCUAAUUUUGUUCACCAAAGUGGGUUCAUUGGCGGGAACAAGACCCGCGAAGGUGUAUUACAAAUGGCGGUAGACAGUUUGGCGGCUCCUGAAGAAAAGUAAAACAGUCUUGGUAAAACGUGGUGCUAGUUUCGAUGCGAACGUUUAUGAUAUUCAAGAAAAUAAAUAGAUGUUAAACUAUAGA
This is a messenger RNA of Anopheles coustani, 1641 nucleotides long. RefSeq names its product MYG1 exonuclease. The record is from RefSeq and is a predicted model, not a curated record. The coding region runs from base 114 to 1559 and encodes 481 amino acids. Gene Ontology annotation, cellular component: cytoplasm; nucleus. NCBI's taxonomy places the organism in Eukaryota, Metazoa, Arthropoda, Insecta, Diptera, Culicidae. The transcript has 2 exons.